AUGGCCGACCCAUUCGAAGUGCGCAUGCGCUUCACCAAUCUCCUCACGCACCUCUCCGCCUCCGCCACGGCCUCGAUAAAGACUGCACACUACGCCCUCAAACACCGGGACAUGGAUGAAGACCUGCACAGUUGCAUUCUGGAAAACCUCGAGCGGGGCAACACAAACAUGAACAACCGCGCCAACAUCAUGUACUUUUUGGAGCACCACGCGGACAUCAACAUGAAGGAAGGCGGGCACGAGGCAUACGUGGAGAUGGUCAAGAGGGAUAUUGUGAGGAUCGUGGAUGCCGUGGCGCAGAGCGGUGCGAAUGUCAAAGUCGUGAGGCGGGUGGUUACGGGCCUGGGUGAGAAAGGCGUGCUUACGGCCGAAGUCAUCGCGACGAUCGAGAGCGGGUUGAAGGAUAAAGAGGAGAAAUUGGGCAAAUUGCUCGGAGUGGACGAGGAGGAUGUCGAGACGGCAGAAGUUUCUGGAGCUGACCGCAACAAUGCCAUGGAUCUAACCACCGCUGCGGAGGGUGGCGCAGCAGGGGACGGCGGUGCUCAGAAACCCACGCCGCGGACCUCAGGAGCAGAGCGUCCAGGCAAGCCCAACGGUGUCUCGAAAAUGGACAAGCGGGCGAUCGAGCAGAGAAUAGAAGAGGACAGAGAGCGGAACAAACGACUACGCGAAAGUGUCUGGGCUGUCACGGGCGACGACGAUCAGGAGUUGGACAAAAUGUGGGAGGAGGGUGCCCUGCUGGGUGAAGACGAACAUGUCAUCGCCGACGAAGAGGCUGAAGAACGUCAUCAAUUUGUCUGUUAUCAUCGAGCUCUCGCUACCUGA
Messenger RNA from Fonsecaea multimorphosa CBS 102226, 825 nucleotides. RefSeq lists its product as uncharacterized. The record is from RefSeq and is a predicted model, not a curated record. Gene Ontology annotation, cellular component: CTDK-1 complex. Gene Ontology annotation, biological process: positive regulation of transcription by RNA polymerase I; positive regulation of DNA-templated transcription, elongation. The transcript has a single exon. Bases 1 to 825 code for a protein of 274 amino acids. Lineage: Eukaryota; Fungi; Ascomycota; Eurotiomycetes; Chaetothyriales; Herpotrichiellaceae.